Molecule: messenger RNA, 1413 nt
Organism: Clonostachys rhizophaga
Lineage: Eukaryota; Fungi; Ascomycota; Sordariomycetes; Hypocreales; Bionectriaceae
Source: the annotation of a GenBank genome assembly
AUGAGCGUCGAGUUAGUCCCGAAUACCGGCAUGUCUUCCUCGGCCAUCCGGCAGCUGGACCGCGACAACAUGGAGAGCAGCGACGAGCAAACCAUCAGCGGAAACAACAACACCCAGACCUUUGAAAAGAACGUCUCCGACUCUGAGACUCCAAAAAUGGGCCCGCCCCUCAUCAGAGAUGCUCCUCCCGCCGCACCAUCACCUCCCCCAGACGGCGGCCUGGCUGCGUGGCUCCACGUCGCCGGCGGCUUCAUGAUCUUCUUCAACACCUGGGGGAUCAUGAACACCUUCGGCGUCUUCCAGACCUACUACGAGUCCGGCGCCUUCAUCCACGCCUCGUCCUCGGCCAUCUCCUGGAUCGGCUCCGUACAGGCCUUCAUCGUCAUGGCCACGGGCAUCGUCUCCGGCCCCGUGCACGACAGGGGCUACUUCCGCGCCCUCCUCUUCACGGGCAGCUUCGCCAUCGUCUUCGGGCACAUGAUGCUCAGCAUCAGCAGCGAGUACUGGCAGGUCAUCCUCUCCCAGGGCGUCUGCGUCGGCCUCGGCGCCGGCUGCCUCUUCACCCCGACCGUCUCCCUCCUCCCGACCUACUUUAGCAGGAAGCUCGGCCUGGCCAUGGGUUUAGCCCUCGUGGGCUCCUCCCUCGGGGGGAUAAUAUAUCCCAUCGUCAUGUACAGGCUGCUCGACACCCUCGGCUUCAGCUGGAGCGUCCGCGUCGUCGCCUUUAUCGCACUGGGUACCCUCCUCCUCCCCUGCGCCGUCAUGCGCAUCCGCGUGAAGACCGCGCGCCCGCGCGCCCUCAUCGACCUGACGGCGCUCAAAGACACAAAGUACAUCCUCUUCACGCUGUCGUGCCUCCUCGCCUUCAUGGGCUUCAGCGUCAUCCAGUUCUACCUUUCCUUCUUCGCCGAGUCGCGCGGGCUGACGGGGAGGGACAUGUCCUUCUACCUCGUGGCCGUGUUCAACGCCGGCUCGUGCCUGGGGCGCGUGCUGCCCUCGGCGCUGUCGGACUGGUUGGGCCCGUUCAACACCAUCGCCCCGGGGACGGCGGUCUUCGGGGUGGUCAUGUUCUGCAUGCUGGCUGUGAGGAAUGAGGCGGGCGUUGUGGUUCUGGCUGUCCUGGGGGGGUUCUUCAGCGGUGUGCUGAUUGCGCUGCCGCCCGUCUGCUAUGCUAGGUUGACGGAGGACAAGGCGGUGAUUGGGACGCGGAUCGGGAUGGGGUUCAGUGUCAUUGCGUUUGGGAUGCUUGCUGGUGGUCCCGGGGCUGGGUCGAUCCUGGGGGGUCCGGACGACCAGCAUUGGACGAGCGUUUGGGUGUUUGGGGGUGCUGUGGCGGUCGCUGCCGGGUUCUUCUUCUCGGUGUUGGCUAUUUGGCAGUACCGGGCGGGAAAGAAGACGAACUCAGUUGCUUGA